Molecule: messenger RNA, 612 nt
Organism: Chlorella variabilis
Lineage: Eukaryota; Viridiplantae; Chlorophyta; Trebouxiophyceae; Chlorellales; Chlorellaceae
Exons: 4
Coding region: 1-612 (203 amino acids)
Source: RefSeq, a predicted model, not a curated record
AUGGGGGCGCCGGCCCCUUUCAUCCUUCGCAUGCUGGAGCCGCUGGUCCUAUCGCAACGCUUCCGCAUCUAUGUACCAGACCUGCCCUACCAGGGGGGCGUGUCGUUGGGGGCGGCUGUGAUUAUUGACCUGGCGGCGGUGGCGCCAGAGGCGAUACGCGGGGCGGUACUGCUGGUGCCUGGAGGGCUGAUCCCAGUCUCUCUGACCUCGUUCCUGCUGCGCAUCGUGCUGCCCUCGCUGCUCUACCUCCUGCUGCCCUGCUCCUUCACCGCCCGCCUGGCGCUGUCGGGGAUGUGUGAUGAGCCGGUGCCGGCGGACUGGGAGCUGAUUCCUCUGACAUGGAAGCAUGUUGUCCGCCGGCCAGAGCUCCCCGGCGGCCACGGCGGCUUCCCUCCCGACGAUCUGGCCCGCCUGGCAGCUCCCACCUUUGUCAUCUGUGCCGAGCGUGACGUAUUCUGGCCGGGCAAAGCGGCUGCCGCCGCCGCCGCAGCAGCCCUGCCAGACUGCCAGACGGCAGUGAUCCCUGACGCACGCCACCUGCCUUCUAGGCGCAAAAUGGAGGAAGCGAAUCGCUGGAUCCUGGACUUCUUCCUCGAGAGGGGUUUAUUGUGA